This is a messenger RNA of Symbiodinium natans, 1371 nucleotides long. Lineage: Eukaryota; Dinophyceae; Suessiales; Symbiodiniaceae. The record is from the annotation of a GenBank genome assembly.
AUGGCUCCGGCGACCCUCCAUCGAGGCUGGGAUGUGACGUCUCCCGUCGACCUGGAAGACGAAGGUCAGGUGGCUUCCUACUACUCCCGGCCCAAGGGCGGACUGGGAGCUCUUGGCCGGCGGACCUGGGUCUCUGGAGCGCGGCACCGGGAUUCUGACGCUGGCUGCGGACUAGGUUCAUCGCGGUUGGAGUGCACCAACGGCAUCACCAGUACCGAGCGGAUCACUGGCCAGCUGCACCACUAUUUAUUUGUGUCGGCAGAUGUCCCGAAUGCGGAUGACCAUGCGUGCCCUCUGCCAGAGAUGAGCCUAGACGGUGGAUCUGAAGAAGAGUUCCAGUCAUACUGGGACUGGAACUCGCGAACCACGCGCGUGAUGCCGGACGGCUGGAUAGAAAGAAUGGCCCAUCCCCAAGUGAACUGUGAAGCGUACUGGUACAACCAUCGUACUGAUGAGACAACGUGGGAGCAGCCUGCAGGCGAACCGACCCUCGUGCCUGUGGAUUCCAGCAACGAAUUCUCACAGGAGGGCCCCGUCUGGACCUUCACGCCACCAGAGCUGAAGUCCAUCAUGAAGGAGGGGCAUGCUGCCGACUUUGGCUUCUCUGCAGAGGAGCUGGCCCGGCGUGCGUGCUUCGAGUUCGAGACGUGGCUGCCCCGCGUGCUGUCCUGGCAUGACUACCAGUAUCGAUGCUUCUGGUUCUUCGGCGGGAAAGAUAGCGCGGACAAGAACAAAGACUCCGGAGGAAACUCCAAAAGCUUCUUCAGUGCCGACGCAGAGGCCAGUCGGCAGCUCUUCGCAGACGAUGAGUUUUUCGAGGCCUGCACACGGCUGCUGUGCAAGCGGCUAGACAAGAUGCACCCGAUCAACCUGACCUACUUCGUCUGGACCUACGUGCGGGCAGGGGUGGUGCACCGUGAGCUGCUUCACGCAGUCGCCGAGCAUCUUUGCAAAGGCUGGCUCCCUUCGCUCGACCGCUGCUCCCUCGGCACCAUGUUGUGGAACUUCUCCAAACUGGAGUUCCGACACGACCGCUUUUUCGAACUCUCGGCCCAGGAGCUCUACAGACCGAAUCGUUUGCGCUCGCUGGCGCCCCGAAACUUCCAGAACUCCAUGAUUGCCUACAGCAAGCGGAAGCACUGGAAUUCCAGGGUGCUUGAAGGGUUUUGUCGCGGAAUUCCGCGGCUGCUGGACAACCAUGACCCGUCCUACCCGAAGACAGACACGCAUGCUUCUCGGCAUGCAGACCGAUCGGUAUGUGUAAAUGUACUUUGGCAUAUACACAGAUGUCUAUGUGUAGAUGGUUGUGGUCUCCUUGUUUCGAGUUACCCAAGUUUGACCCAGCAGACGGGGAAACGAGCUGCACAGUAA